AUGUAUGAUGAAAGCCAUUUAUCAGAAGUAGAAGAACAUGUAUUAGAUACAGAUGAAUCAGAUUUUGAUACAUUGAAUACAUCUGUUUAUGCUAGUCAAUCGUCGGACUAUGAAAAUGAAGAUAACUUUGAUCCAGCAGAUGAUCCACUACAUUAUUAUACUCAUUUACAAACAAACGAUAUCUGUAUGGAAUUUUUAAAAUUAUUACGUGACUCACAGAUUAGUAAAACACAAUCUGAACGUUUUCUGUCGUUCAUCAAAACCCUUCUACCCUAUCCAAAUAAAAUGCCUACAUCAAUGGAAAAGUUACUAACGAUAUUAAACAUCACAAAUUAUUUUACGAAACGUAUUGUGUGUAUCCUAUGUAAGAAGGAAUUGAAUAAUAAACAAUUAGUUUGUAACACUUGUACAACCGCCGAGUCGAAACACACUGCACACAUUUAUGAUACAGAUUUUUUCAUUCUGUUAUCUUUAGUCGUGUCAAGGUUAUUGGUAGAAAUAAACAAAUACAAAGAAGAAAUUUUGUCAACAAAUAUCAAUGAAGAAAAAUGCUAUGAUAUACCAUUUGGACAAAUUUAUCAAGAUCUACUAAAACGUUUACCUAAUGAGAAUAUGUUAAGUUUAUUGUUUCACAUCGAUGGGGUUGGAUUAUGCAAGUCAUCAAAUUUGAAAAUGUGGUUAUUCAGCGCGUCCAUCAUCGAACUACCGCCUCACUUCAGAACAAGAAGACACAACAUGCCACUAGUGUCGAUUUACAUCGGCCAUACUGAACCAGAUAUUAAUCUGUGGCUUGGAUCCAGUUUUUUAGCAUUAAAACUCCUCAAAGAAAAUGGUAAAUACUCUUAG
Molecule: messenger RNA, 846 nt
Organism: Didymodactylos carnosus
Lineage: Eukaryota; Metazoa; Rotifera; Eurotatoria; Philodinida; Philodinidae
Source: the annotation of a GenBank genome assembly